CAUACUGCUUGGUGGAUGGUUUUGGUCUGGUCGAAAAAAGUUGUUAAAAGCGCAGAAAAAACGACUUGUAAUGCAACUGCUUCAGUGACUGUGAAAACGAAGAUGUCACCACUUGGAGCCAACACUUCCUCGCAGCGAAUCCCACAGCAAUAACAAAUAAGAAUUAAAUUAAUGAUGUGAUGCAGCAGCAGAGGUUGGAGUUCGGAAAACACAACCUUCAAGUAGCGUAGGCCACCUAGAAUCACCCGGAGCACCCGGGCACUCACCCGGUUCUCAAAUCCACGAUGAGCUGGCUGCUGGGCCUCCUCGGCCUGCAGAUCCUGUUCCUCUGGCUCCUCCGACUGCCCGGCGAGAUCCUGGGCGUUCCUACGCCCCUUAAGUUGCCAGGCUACACCCACAGGCUGACGCCCUACAUCAAGCACUGGGAGGCGGCGAACUUCGAUCGCCAGGUGCUGCAGGCGGCGCAGGUCAGGCACCUGGAGCAGGCUCGCUUCCGGCAGAAGCGACAGGUGAGGCCAGAAAGGGAGGAGGAGGAGGAGGCCACAGCCUCGCCAAGUGGACUGGCGCACACCAUUCGCUUGAAUUUCUCCGCCCACGACAGAGAUUUUCGCCUGGUGCUGCGCCAACAGCCGCAUUCGGUGUUCGCCCACGACGUGGAGAUCGAGAACACGCUGGGCCCCAUCGACUACGAUGUGUCGCGCAUUUAUACGGGCAGCCUGGAGGAUGACGAGGCGGCCCAUGUCCAGGCGAUCCUCACCAGCGACAAUCUGCUGGACGGGACGAUAGAGACCCAGGCGGAGCACUAUUACAUCGAGCCGGCGCAUCGAUAUUCCCAGCAGCUGGCCGAGAGCGGUGUCCACAGCAUAGUCUAUAAGCUAAGUGAUGUAAAUAUGCAGAAGUCGCAGUUCUCGGGCGGUGGAAUCAACUCGGCCACGCCCGCCAAGACGCACUGCGCCAGCGAGAAGCUGAGGAAGAAGCGCUGGCUGCCCGAGGAGCUGGCCAUGUCGGAUGCUCCGGCGCCCACGUACAAUCGCAAUCCGCCGCUGCCGUUGGAUCUGGAGGUGCCCUACAACGAUGACUUCCGCGUCCUGGCCUCCGAGGAGGACAAGAGCGAGGAGGACAAGCCGAGUAGGAAGUACCCAACCACCUCCACGACCAGGAGCACUGUGCGCAGUACCGAGAGUUUUCUGGCCACGCUGACGAAGCCCACGUCGAAUCGCAACAUACUUGUAAAUAACUACAAUCCCUCCAAUGUCGGCGAGGGAAGUCGCAGCUACAGCAACAGCCAGAGCAAUAAUAAUAAUAAUAAUAAUAACAAUAAUAAUAGUAAUAACAAUGUGCGGAAGUUGUACACGAAACACAAGAACAUUAUUGUGAGCACGUACAAUCGACCCAUCGAACCGGAAUUCGGAACGCCCUACGAGGAACCCUCGAAUAACAACAAUACCCGCGACCUGCCCAGCAACUUCUUUAAUGCCAACUGGACGACGCUAUUUCUGGGAAAUAAUAACAACAAUGGUAACGAUAGACCCAGCCAUAAAACGCAUGUGGAGAUCAUCACGAAGAACGGGGCCACCAAGAAGCCAAAUAUCAUUGUUAAUAACUACAAUCCGGAGAUUAUAUUCGCACCCAAUCCGCAUAAUCCCAGUUUCAACAGCAUGCUGAUGACGAAUCUGCUGAGCGGAAGGGGUGGCGAUGAUAUACACAGUUCUCCCAGGCUGCUCUACGAUCGCAAGACCACCUGCAUGCUGUAUCUGCAGGCGGAUCACACGUUCUUUCAGAAAAUGGGCUCCGAUGAGGCCUCCAUCGAGGCCAUAACGCGGCAUGUGCAGCGGGCCAAUACGAUAUACAGGAACACGGACUUUAACAACGAUGGCAAACCGGAUAAUAUCACCUUCAUGAUCAAGCGCAUCAAGGUGCACAACAUGAACGCGAUGAAGGAUCCCAGCUACCGAUUCCCGGGCAACUACGGGGUGGAAAAGUUUCUGGAACUGUUUUCCGAGGAGGACUACGAUGCCUUUUGCUUGGCCUACAUGUUCACCUAUCGUGACUUUGAGAUGGGAACUUUGGGAUUGGCCUGGACGGGUGAUCUGAAAAACGCUGGCGGUGUUUGCGAGAAGAACGGUCAUUACAGGGGUUCGCUGAAGUCCCUGAACACAGGAAUAGUCACUCUGUUGAACUAUGGAAAGCAUGUGCCGCCUGCAGUCUCCCAUGUGACAUUGGCCCACGAAAUUGGCCACAAUUUCGGAUCACCGCACGAUCCGGAGCAGUGCACUCCCGGUGGAGAGGAUGGUAACUUCAUCAUGUUUGCCCGCGCCACUUCGGGUGACAAGAAGAACAACAACAAGUUCAGCACCUGCUCGCUGAAAUCCAUAGAACCCGUGCUGAAUGCCAAGGCACGUUCGAUGAAGGGCUGCUUCACCGAGCCGCAGUCCUCGAUUUGCGGCAAUGGGGUGGUGGAGCCGGGCGAGCAGUGCGACUGCGGCUGGGAGGAGGACUGCAAGGACUCGUGCUGCUUUCCCAUGUCCCGGCAGCCGCGUCUCGACGAGACUCCCUGCACCCUGACGCCCCAUGCCCGCUGUAGUCCUUCGCAAGGACCUUGCUGCACCACCGAUUGCAAGCUGAAGUUCGGGGACAAGUGCCGCGAUGAUAACGGCUGUCGGGAUCCCUCAUUCUGCGAUGGUCGAGUGCCCCAAUGUCCGCCAUCGGUGAAUAAGCCGAAUAAGACCAUUUGUAACAAGGAAUUCGUCUGCUACAUGGGUGAUUGCACGGGCAGUAUAUGUUUGGCCUACGGUCUGGAGUCGUGUCAGUGCAUUCCGGGUCCCCAGGACGAUCGCAUCAAGUCCUGUGAGCUGUGCUGCAAGCUGCCCGGCGAGGAGAGUCCCUGUCGCAGCUCCUUCGAGUGGAACGAGGCGCCUUUCGAUGUGCCCGACAUGUACUCGAAGCCGGGAACUCCCUGCAAUGAUUAUAAUGGAUACUGUGAUGUGUUUCAAAAGUGCCGGGAAGUGGAUCCCUCUGGCCCACUGGCCACUCUGCGUAAGCUUCUGCUUUCGGAGGAGAGCAUAGCCAGCUUCAAGAAGUGGAUGCAGCACAACUGGUACACAGUGGCUUUAGCGGCUGUAGGAGUAAUCCUGCUCCUGGCGCUGAGCACAAAGCUGCUGGCGAAACGGUCGAAUCUGAAGCUUAAGUCCGUCACCAUCAUACACAGCGCCACCACGGAGACAGUGCGUCUGCCGGAGAACAACAACGGGGUGAUAGUUCACACCGCGGUGCGGACAAAGGUGCCCUUCAAGAAGAAGGUUCGUGGCGAGCGUACCAAGAAGCCGGGCACCGGAACAACACCAGGAGUAACUGCAGCAGGAGUAACAGCAGCAAGCCGAAGUGCAGCCAAAAGCAGUGCCAAUCCAGAGCCAAAGAAGUCCACCAGAUCGCAGGCGAUGGCCAAGAAGAAAUCGCUCGAGGAGGAGCCCAAAAAGUCCAACAACAAAAAGCUGGGCAAGCACAUGAAGGAGAUCAUCGACUAUUCGCAUCGCAACAACAACGGCGAUGAUGCCUCCAAUUUGUCGACCACCAACAAUCAUACCAACACCUUUGGCAAGGUGCAAAAGUGGCUGCUGGAAUCCCCCAUUGUAGCCCAACCCUUGUCCCACAUCGAGCACAGUUCGCGGGUUCGCAAGGUGAUGAGCAAGUCGCAAUCGACGCCAGAGAGACUGGUGCAAAAGACACCGCCGAAGACCAAGUCCAUGGGCAAUCUGUCCAACGAGAAGGUCAAACUGCAGGUGGUCUACAAGCCGCCCUUCAAGUUCUCCCUGCGGUUGUCAAAGAAACCGAAGGUGAAGACCCAUGUGGUGGGUGUAACCGCUGGUGGCAGGCCAAAGAGAAGUCAGAAGACUGGCAACCGAACGGCAGGCCAAUCCUCCUCGAAGGAUGUGGCCAAUCGAGCGAAGAGGAGUGCAUUGCUCCUGUGCAACGAAGCGGAGGAUGAUAACCAGAUACUCACCCUAAACGAGCCCAACUACGAGACCUUGAAGCCACCGACGCCGCCGCGUUCCAUGGAGCACUGCUACGAGAAUGUGGAUAUGCAGGCAGAGGCGGCCUCCACUUCGAAGCCCGGCAGCAGCAGCAGCAAGGUGGCGCCUCCGCCAGUUCCUGCCCAAAGGAACUCCUAUCGCCGCUCCAACUCCCUGUCCACCCACAAUCCCUUCGCGGCGGCUCCUCGCCGGAGUAGCAGCAAGGCCAGUGGUUCGGUGAAUCUCACGCGCAACUUUGGCAGCACUCAGAAUCUGAUUAAUCUCAGCCAGAAUCUGUCGAAAACCAAGAAGCGCAGCAGCCUGAACCUCAAGGGAAAUAGCAGUGCAGCCACCAGGAGCGGGAAGGAUCCUUCAACGGCGGCUGUGGCCUCACCUCAGAGGCGUUCCUCGUCGAAUGCCAAUCUUCGCAGGGAUAGCAGCGUGUCCUCCUCGAAGGCAGUGCCUGUGCCACCGACCAGGAACUCGCGAAACAGCUUCAGCAACAUUCCAAGAGCCAGUUUGGGUGGUACUGCCAAUGGAGCGCCUCCUGCCAGCUUCUCGCGCCAAUCUUCCAGCAGCACAGCCACCAGCAGCUCCUCUGUAACUCCAGGAGCGCCGCUGCAGCAAUCUGCCAGCACAAGCGCCAUGCAAAGGCCACCACAACCCGCGCAGCCCACGCGAAGAAGCCUCCACAACUUCAGGGCACGCGGAACAGGAGGAGGAGGAGGCACUGGAGUAGCAAGUGGAAAGCCAGGAGCAGCAACAGCAACAUCUGCAGCACCAGCAACCUCCAACGAGAACAAUGAGCUGCCCUCGGAUCUUGAGGUGGUUAUUUCCGAUGUGGAGAACCUGGUUAGCUAAGGGCAGCUCUCCACCCGUUCCAGUUUCCAAAACCAACCAAGUGAAAGUGAUAAGUCUUAAUGUUAGUUAUACAAAUUGUCGCAUAGGUUUACUUGCAUAACAUACGUAUAUAUAUAUUUGUACAUACACUAUAUAUAUAUGAUGUGUACUUUACACUGCCUUAAACUUGCCGUUUCUGCUGAAUAUGUGAAAUACCACGCCCACUCACAC
Messenger RNA from Drosophila takahashii, 5081 nucleotides. RefSeq names its product Kuzbanian-like (gene Kul). The record is from RefSeq and is a predicted model, not a curated record. Gene Ontology annotation, molecular function: metalloendopeptidase activity. Gene Ontology annotation, biological process: membrane protein ectodomain proteolysis; Notch signaling pathway. NCBI's taxonomy places the organism in Eukaryota, Metazoa, Arthropoda, Insecta, Diptera, Drosophilidae. Gene Ontology annotation, cellular component: plasma membrane.